This is a messenger RNA of Loa loa (African eye worm), 907 nucleotides long. Its product is annotated as cyclophilin-type peptidyl-prolyl cis-trans isomerase-15. Gene Ontology annotation, biological process: protein folding; protein peptidyl-prolyl isomerization. NCBI's taxonomy places the organism in Eukaryota, Metazoa, Nematoda, Chromadorea, Rhabditida, Onchocercidae. The record is from RefSeq and is a predicted model, not a curated record. The coding region runs from base 12 to 623 and encodes 203 amino acids. Gene Ontology annotation, molecular function: peptidyl-prolyl cis-trans isomerase activity. The transcript is spliced from 4 exons. Gene Ontology annotation, cellular component: intracellular membrane-bounded organelle.
UUUCAGAAAUUAUGGACUUCAUUCUGAGGACAGCCACCAUAUUUGUCAUUUUUUAUAGCUCUUGCAAUGCCAAGGAAACGGUAACAGUUACUAAAAAAGUUUAUUUCGAUAUUGCUAUCGGUGGUGAAAAGGUUGGAAGAAUAGAAAUAGGUCUGUUUGGUAAUGACGUGCCGAAAACAACAGAAAACUUCCGCGCACUAGCUACUGGCGAAAAGGGUUUCGGUUAUAAAGGGUCCAAAUUUCAUCGUGUAAUCAAAGAUUUCAUGAUACAAGGUGGUGAUUUUACGAGAGGAGAUGGGACUGGUGGCAAAAGUAUAUACGGUGAUCGUUUUGAUGAUGAAAACUUUAAAUUGAAGCAUUACGGUGCUGGUUGGUUGAGUAUGGCUAAUGCAGGAAAAGACACCAAUGGAUCGCAGUUCUUCAUAACUACGGUGCAAACAACAUGGCUAGAUGGUCGUCAUGUUGUGUUUGGAAAAGUUCUAGGAGGUAUGGAUGUUGUUAGAAAAAUUGAACAUACUGCAACGCAUCCAGGGGAUCGUCCGCAACAAGAUGUUGAAAUUAUAGACUGUGGCGAAUUGCCUUUAGCUACUCCGUUUGAUACACUCAAAGAAGCUGUGGCAUGAAAAAUAAGCUGAAAAUUGUAAAUCUUGUUUAGAGUGCCGAGUUCAUAUUACUGCGGAAGUUGAUGCGAGGAGGGGCGGGAUUUAUUUUUUUAAUUGAUUUGAUUUAAAAGGAAAAAUCUUAAUUUUUAGGAAAUUUUAUCAACGUAUUAGCAUGAAUUUCACUGUUGUCUGGCUCAUUUUGUUAUUGACUACUUACUAGAUAUAUUUAUUGAAGAGGAAUUAAUCUCUUUCGAAUAAUGAAGUGGAAACAAAUUAGUUUAAUGAAUUUCGAAAUCUAUGAGCAG